AAGAAGGAUGAAAGAGAAGUCACCAGUAACACUUCCUGUCUUCCUCUCCGGUUGGUUCAUUUCCCUGAAACCCUCGUUUUGAUCUCAGAUCCCACGCAUAAACAAGAGAUAAUGCUGCCCUUUCCACUCUCAACCAACAAUGGAACCUCUCUUCUGUGCAAAACAAAACCAACUCUUUCCCUACAAACACCCCUUUUCAGACCCAAUUCAUCAACACAUCUUAACUACUACAAUACCCCCUACACGUCACUCUCUCAAAAAGUCAACGCACCCCACAAAACCAAUCUGAUAUAUAGAACUAGUAACCGGCGUUUGCUACCUCCACUUCUCUGCGGCAAUUCGUCGAACACUUUGAGUGCAAGUGAAGAUAGUGGUGGUAACAGUGGUGGGAGUGUGUUGGAGGCUAUUGGGGAGGUGAUAUCGACGGGGUUUCCGAUAUGGGUGGCGUUGGGUUGCGGUUUGGGGCUUGUGAGGCCCGAAUCGUUCAACUGGGUCCAGCCUAAAUGGACCAUGAUGGGUAUUACGUUUACUAUGUUUGGGAUGGGGAUGACACUUACGUUUGAUGAUCUUAAAGGGGCUUUAGCUAUGCCUAAAGAGUUGUUGGCGGGUUUUUGUCUUCAGUAUUCGAUAAUGCCAUUAUCAGGAUAUUUCAUCAGCAAACUUUUAAAUUUGCCCUCAUAUUAUGCUGCGGGAUUGAUAUUGGUCGGCUGCUGCCCGGGGGGAACCGCAAGUAACAUCGUGACUUACAUUGCAAGGGGAAAUGUUGCCCUCUCGGUGUUAAUGACCGCUGCAAGCACUGUUUCAGCUGUGGUUAUGACUCCGUUCCUCACUGCUAAGUUAGCGGGCCAAUUUGUCGCAGUAGAUGCAUUUGGACUUCUUAUUUCCACACUGCAGGUUGUGCUGCUUCCGGUGUUGGUGGGUGCGUUUAUGAACCAAUACUUUAAAGGGGUCGUGAAAAUCGUAUCUCCAUUGAUGCCACCAUUUGCUGUAGCAACCGUAGCUGUACUUUGCGGGAAUGCAAUUGCUCAAAGCUCGUCUGCAAUCCUUAUGUCGGGUCAACAAGUGGUUCUUGCUGCACUUCUUCUUCAUGUGUCGGGAUUUUUUUUCGGUUAUUUUUUUUCAAGAGUUCUUGGGAUUGAUGUGUCGUCUUCAAGAACAAUAUCUAUCGAAGUUGGAAUGCAGAACUCGGUGCUUGGUGUAGUUCUUGCUACACAACACUUUGGAAACCCUUUGACUGCGGUACCAUGUGCAGUUUCUAGUGUUUGUCACUCGAUUCUUGGGAGCGCGUUAGCAGGAAUUUGGAGAAGAAUGAAAUCUGAAACUCAGGAAGUGAAACAAAACCCAUAAAUCUGACUCUUUGUUGUAUCAGCUGAUCUGUUUUUUUUUUUUUUUUUAAAUCAAUAUAACUUGUAUGUUGAUUCGGUUAAUGUGGUUCACUGUUGUAUCAGCUGAUCUGUUUUUUUAUUUUUUUUUUAAUUUUUUUUAAAUCAAUAUAACUGUGGUUCACAAUUCUGCAUUAGGUUGCUAAUCUUGGAGGUGAAUCGGAUUAUUUCAUGACAUAUAUAAGCUUUGUUUGCUUCAUUUUUCGGCUAUUUAUAAUGUUAAAGGUGGAUAGUGAAAAACUGAAGUUAAUGUAUC
This is a messenger RNA of Helianthus annuus (common sunflower), 1638 nucleotides long. RefSeq names its product probable sodium/metabolite cotransporter BASS1, chloroplastic. Lineage: Eukaryota; Viridiplantae; Streptophyta; Magnoliopsida; Asterales; Asteraceae. Gene Ontology annotation, cellular component: membrane. The record is from RefSeq and is a predicted model, not a curated record. The transcript has 7 exons. The coding region runs from base 112 to 1347 and encodes 411 amino acids.